AAAUUCAACAUGCAUUUUGAAAGCUUUGUUUGGCGCGCAAUCUAUCGAAAUCAAAAUCAAGCAGAACUAUAUGAAUCGCGCUGUUAUCGAUAUUUGGCCCAUACUCUCACACAUUGCCAACGCGCAUCACUAAUGCAUUUGUGUAUGCAAUAGAGACGUUCGUAGGCUAAGUAAAAAGUGUAUUUACAAUUGUUCAAUUCGUGAAUUAUCGAAAUGGAGAACUUGAUUUUGCGGCGAGGGACGAGUGCUAGCAGUAAUUUCAAUAAUAUGACCGAUGAGCAGCUACAGGAAUGGCAUACAGCGGUGCUAAGCGAGGCUCAGCGUGAGAAUUAUGUGAAUCACAAUCUGGAAAUUGUGCGACAUUAUCGCACCGAGGCGAUCUCUCGAGCGCCCGCCUUCGACAUCGAGCGCAAUGCCAUAGACGCUGCCAUUGCUCGCCACGGCCUGUAUGCGUCCAAUGCCAGCGCCAGCGAGAGCAGCGCCUGCCCAGAGCCAGUGGCUGGAACACAAGAGGAAGUGCAGCCGCCACCCCUGCGCCGUCCACGCAUGGAGCAACCAGAGCAGCAGCAGCAACAGCAGAAGUUGGAGCAGCAGCAGAAGUCAGAGCAGCAGCAGGCUAGCCAUAGCAGCUCAGCUUCAGCUCCAGCUGGCAGCUAUGGCCAUUAUGUGGCUCUGGCUCACAUAUUCUCCGAUACAUUUGCUGGAGGCGGCAACGGGGUAACAGGCGCAGCCAAUGGCACUGCCAAUGGCAACACCAACACCAACAACAACAACAACAAUGAGCCCGAGGUUGCCGAAAUAAAUGAUUUGGCGAUAGCCAAGACCAUUGAUAGCCUGGGCCUGCGCCGCACCUAAUGAGGCGAAAGUACACUUAAUUAUAUAUUUAA
Messenger RNA from Drosophila arizonae, 887 nucleotides. RefSeq lists its product as uncharacterized. Lineage: Eukaryota; Metazoa; Arthropoda; Insecta; Diptera; Drosophilidae. The record is from RefSeq and is a predicted model, not a curated record.